This is a messenger RNA of Rhododendron vialii, 4183 nucleotides long. RefSeq lists its product as uncharacterized. The transcript has 5 exons. Gene Ontology annotation, molecular function: hydrolase activity. Bases 3069 to 4040 code for a protein of 323 amino acids. The record is from RefSeq and is a predicted model, not a curated record. Lineage: Eukaryota; Viridiplantae; Streptophyta; Magnoliopsida; Ericales; Ericaceae.
ACGCUCUAUCACAUCAUAGGCUCACUCUUCUCUCUCUCUCUCACGUCUGACUUAAGCUUCAGAGCGCGGCGCGCGCUCUCUUUCUCUCUCCCACCCUCCUCCCUCUCCAUUUUGUUUCCAGUUUCCACCUCUCCCCCUCCUUCUCCAUCACCCUCUCGCCCUCUCUCUUCUUCUCAAGCCGGGCAAAUUGGAAACGUGGUCUGCUUUCAGCAUUCUUUUUUGUCCUAGCAACAGCCAGAUGAUAAUGAUGGCUAUGUAAAGAAGUGUAAAAAAGGAAGAUCUCCAAAGGAGACCAGGUGGUGGUUCCAUGACGAUAAAGUGUAAUAACAUAUCAUCUUGCUCACCUGUAGUCGUUUGAGAGUUUAACUUUGAUGCGUUCUCUUCUUUUUAUGUGAAUGAUGAGAAAAGGGAAAGUAAUUGAAAACAAUAAAAAUAAGGAAAAUAAAGUAGUAAUUCUGAAAACCAGGGCAAUGGUGAAGUUUUAAUUGAUAUGCUGCAUAACAGGUCCUAGUAUUUGUUUAGUAAGCGUAAAAACUUAUUUGUGGUCGACACCUGUAAGAGGUGAACUGACUUAUCUUCGGGUUCUCCAUAAUAAGCGAUCAGCAUUUUGACUCAUUACUGUGCUUAUUAUCUGUGUUCUUGGCCUCCUAAUUUCAUUCUUGUGUUAGUCUUGUCGGGAAUCACUUUUUGAGUGAUCCAUUGGUGGACCAGGUGCCAUCUGGUGUUAGGCUUAUAGUUGGGACUUGGGAAGCAUUGCUUAGGCAAGUACUAAUUAUCUAUAUAAUUGAUAUCUGCUAUGAACUUUUUGCGUUGAUCUUUCUGUAAAUGAUGUUUGUGGGUGUCCAUCCCAUGAUUGGACACUAUAGCUCUUUUUCUUUUUUUGGUCUUUUUUGUUUUGAUUUAGAAGUUAACGGGUAGGACGAGAAGGGCCUGGACAAGGUUGACAAUACAGUAGUAACAGUACCGUGCAGGGGAUUUGGAAGUGUUCCCUGAAGAAGGUUUGAGCCACAGCUUGCGAGUCCUACCAAUGGCAUAGUUGCAAGAAGCAGGUAUCCUAAAUUAGGGAAUGGCAUAGUUGCCAUAAGUAGGUAUCCUGAAUUAGGGAACUUGAGUCCCAUCCGCUUUGUGUCGGACAGCAUUGGCAUUGAGCAAAGGCGAGUAAGACUUUUGCUUUUAUCCUCCAGAAAUUUGCUAAAAAUAGGGCCCCCAAAAACUGAUGUAGCAUUCGAUAAGUAUAGUUCUAUACAGUUAAAUGCAUUCAAAUGAGUUCAUGAAAUAAGUAAAAAAAUAUUAAUUUAUUAUACACGCAGUUAAGGUUUUUGCUCGUGGGUGGAACCACCUCCACCUCCCCUCCCUCCUCCAGCCGGCCACCCUCCUCUACCAUGUCGCCUCCUCAAAACCCUCUCGUCUGCCUCCUUCCCUCCCACCGCCCCAGAUCCACUAUCUUCUGUCCUCCCCACUCGAAACCCUCUCGCCUCUCCCCCACCCCCUCCACCGCCAUCCCAAACCCAGAUCCGCCCUCUUUCGCCUUCUCUCAAUCCCUCCUCCCUUCUUCCACCUCCUCUUUUGCGGCUCAGGUUGGGGUUUGUUCAGGCGCUGUGGUGUAGCUAGGGUGGCUCGGCUUAUGGAUUUGAUUCUGAAUCGAUUGCUGAGUUCUCGCUUUGCCGCUCUUCUCCCCCGAGUUGGCUAGACAAGGACUGUUGUAUAAGCACCAUGGGCAUUUGCGUAUUGAAAGUUUGUCAGAUGCUGAUUGGGCUGGUUCUCCAUUGGACAUCCCAGCGGACCACCCAUCCCUUCUUUCCCCUUCGCCCGGCCCGAUGAGGUCCGGUGAUCAAAGCUUGCAUUGCUGGGAUGGAAGCGAAUUGGGAGUAGAAAAAUGGUAAGUAAUAGGUGACUGUCGCUGAAUAGGACGCGGGUCUUUCUCUCGGUAAUGCACUCGGCGAUAGAGAACUUAUUGGCAAUAGACAAAUGCGGACUCUUAGUGUGGAACUUUUAAUGUACUUGGAGAGUGCCUACCCAAUCCACAUGGAUAACCCGAUUGUUGAGGUCUGCGUACCCAAUGGAGGGCUCCGGGAUUUGGGUGUUUGUAGACUCUAGGCAAUUUUUUGUUCUUUAUGAGCAUGAGAUUUGUCUGUUUUCAAAAAAAAAAGACGAUUUUUCAAAUUUCUAAAAUAAUGCAUAAUUUUAAAAUUUGACCUUGUAGAAUACUACUCCCUUUUUUAAGCGUUUCUUACGGAAAAGCGUGCAAUUUUUGGAUAAAAAAUAAAAUACUUUUAUGCAUAAUUUUUUCAAUUUCUUUGCACCCAUUUAAAAACUUCAGUUAAUUCUUUAAAUUGGCGCAUAAAAGUUUAAAAAGUUAUGCGCAGAAGUACUUUAUUUUUUUAUUCAAAAAUUAUACUCCGUACUAUUAAGUAUUUUCGCAAUAAACACUUAAAAUGCGAUUGGGGGAGUGAGAAUUUUGAUUUUUGAAGUUUACUUGUCUUUUCCUCAUUUUGCUAGUGAAAUAUACUUGCGGAUCAUCGUGGUAUCGCACUCAAAGAAUGCAUUGAAAAUGAGAUGAGGUUUGGAUAUAGUUCCAAUAUUUUUUAUGGAGUGUAAAUGUUGGCCAGUCUAUCACAUUAUUUUGUUCUUAAGAAUCUCUUCAAAGAAGGGUCCGAGUCCGUAAAUCUAAAAGUAGACUCCGUAAAUCAUUGGGAGGUUUCAUUCCAUAUAUAUAAUGUGCAUGAUUCCAAUUUGUACUCCUGCUUAAAUUGAUGAAUUUUCUAAGUUGAAAGCUGUUUAACAGCAAAGCAGUAUCAGAAAUCCCUAUUUGCAACUAUUUUCGCCUUCUUUAACCAAAUACUAGAAACAAAGUUUGUUUCAUUGUCCAGUCAAAUUGCUUCCCCCUUUGACUACGCAUGGCUUUGUCAAAUAUCUACGGCGUCGGACAACUUUUCUUCCUUUUAUUUAGUCAAAUGUGAAACCCAACCACCUAAUUUUGUCCAAACCGUUCUAAUAAUACUAUGUUCACCUGAAAUGGCCGCCGUUGAACUCUGAAUCUCUCUCUCUCUCUCUCUCUCGUGGUAAGGAUGAUGAUGACCAUGGGCGAGGUGAACCAAAAGAGGAUCAAAACCAACGGCAUAUGGCUGAACAUAGCAGAGAAAGGGGCAGGACCACUAGUACUCCUCCUUCACGGCUUCCCGGAGUUCUGGUUCGCGUGGCGCCACCAGAUCACCCACUUGGCUAACCACGGCUAUCAUGCUGUGGCACCCGAUUUGAGGGGCUAUGGUGAUUCCGACUCUCCUCUCUCUCCCUCUUCCUACACCGUUUUCCACAUCGUCGGCGACCUCAUCGGCCUCCUUGAUCACUUUGGUGAGCAACAGGCUUUUGUAGUGGGUUCUGAUUGGGGAGCUGUUGUUGCUUGGUACCUCAGCCUAUUCAGGCCUGAUAGAGUUAAGGCCCUGGUUUGUCUCUCUGUUCCAUUUUCACCCAGGUCUCCUAAUAUCAAAACCACUGAAUCCUACAAACAAAUGUUUGGAGAUGACAACUAUGUGUCUCAGUUCCUGGAACCCGGGAGGGCAGAAAGGGCAUUUGCAAGAUAUGAUUAUGUGACCGUGAUGAAGAAGUUCUUACUGAUCAACAAGACUGAUCUGCUGAUAGCUCCACCAGGCAUGGAGAUUAUCGAUUUCCUGGAAACCUCUUCCUUUUUGCCAUCAUGGAUUACUGAGGAUGAACUCCAGGUCUUUGCCGAUAAAUUCCAGGAGUCUGGAUUUACCGGACCUCUCAACUACUACCGUGCCAUCGAUCUCAAUUGGGAGCUUCUUGCACCAUGGCAGGGGUCAAAAGUAACAGUUCCAGCAAAGUUAAUAGUUGGUGACAAAGAUAUUGGAUUCGACUGCGGCGGAACAAAGGAAUAUAUUAGGGGAGGUACUUUCAAGAGCCUUGUUCCCAACAGCGAGGUGGUUAUUAUUGAUGGUCAUCAUUUUAUCCACCAAGAGAAAGCUCAAGAAGUCUCCGACGAAAUCCUCUCUUUUAUUAGUAAAUUUUCCGUAGCAGAGUGAUAUCAUAAUUUCUGAUGGCAUCAAAUUUUAGAAUUUUGAUAACAGAAGCUGAAGCCAAAUUGCAGUUCAUUGUACAUUUUUCAUGUUUUCAUCUGAGAUGUAUAACUUCUACUAAAUGAUUCAAAGUUUCAGUGUGAAGUCUA